AUGAGGAAAAGGAGAGUGAAGCGGCGAAGAGUGAAGAAAGAGUAAUGGAGGGUGGGAACGGAAACCGUGGCUCCUCUUUCUACCAAUCACGUCGUGGUCAUGGUCGUGGUCGAGGUCACAGAUUUCCUUCAAAUCAAUCUAAAGUUUCAAGCUUUGGUGAAAGGGGCACUUCUUCUUCCACUAGUGGCAGCAGUGCUUCCAACUCUGUUCUCAGUAACAGGCAAGAAGAGGACGCACAACCAUCUUCCAAUAUUGUUGGAACAUGUCCUUACAUGUGCCCAGAAAGAGAGAGGAUCCAGCGUGAAAAACUGCGAGAUUUGGCAGUUUUUGAGAGGCUAAAUGGAAAUCCUAGAAAAUCAUCCCCAGCUCUUGCUGUGAAGAAGUUUUGCAGAACUAUAUCCACCAAAUAUGUUCAAGCAUCAGAUUUACGGCCAAUUGUUGUUUUGGAAGAUACUUUAAAUUACCUUUGGAGUUUGCUGGAAUCUAAAGAGCACUCAUUUGAAGAAGUUCACGACUUUGUCUUUGAUAGGACAAGGUCCAUACGCCAAGAUAUUACUAUGCAAAAUAUUGUAAACAGCAAAGCAAUUUAUCUGUACGAGAGAAUGGUAAAAUUCCAUGUUGUAUCACAUUACAACCUUUGGCGUUCCAUGUCUGAUCCGAACACUGCAUCAAUGCAUCAUCUCAACUUGGAACAGCUCACAAAGACAUUGACAUCUUUGUUCAAUCUGUAUGAAGCAAAUCGAAAUUCAAAUCAUGUUCAUGAAAAUGAAGCUGAAUUUCAUUCAUUAUAUGUGCUGCUGCAUCUUGGUUCUUACAGCCAACCGAUGGGAGAGCCACUUUCUGUGUGGUUUAGACGAGUAUCAACUCCAGUAUUGAAGUCAAAAGAAAUGUGCUUUGCUAGGAGAAUAUUACGAUCAUCCCAACUUGGAAAUUAUAAGGAUUUCUUUUGUACUACAGCAGCUCAGGCAACAUAUCUGCAGUUCUGCAUUAUGAUGCCUUAUAUCAAUGAAGUUCGUGCACUGGCUUUAUCUUGUAUAAAUUUUGGUGGCUACAAACUUCAUCCAUAUCCUCUGUUGGACCUCUCAAAACAUCUGAUGAUAAAGGAAUCAGAUUUGGAAUCCUUUUGCCAUUCUUGUGGUCUAGAAAUUUGUACAGAUGAAUCUGGAAAUAAGUUACUUCCCACAAAACAAACUACAUUCAGUCAUCCCAAAGGGAGGUUCCAAAGCUAUAGUUUCUUGGGCUUGCAAGAAUAUGAAAGUCAGUUUUAGACCUUGUGUUGAUCUUGCAUGUUGGAAAAUUGGAACAAGCAUGAUCCUGGAUGGCAGAACCUAUUUUCAUCACUUUACCUUGGUAGUAUUGUGAUCAUGCUUGGUGAUGCAACGUGUGACUGUGAUCAUUCUCAGGUAUCUCUUUGUGGUGCUUAACAUGGUAACAAAUUGUAUUAUACAUAACAAUUUUUGCACCUUUGUGCCUGUAUUGUGUGUAACGAUAGUACAUGAUAAAUGUAAGACUGACUCUUUAAGCUAUUUGUAAAUGGGUAUGGAUGUAUACCUGAUACCCGGUGAAGAUGAUGGUGAGAUCAAUAUAUUAUACGUAUAUGAGGAU
Vigna radiata var. radiata (mung bean) is the source of this 1605-nucleotide messenger RNA. RefSeq names its product SAC3 family protein C. The transcript has 8 exons. Gene Ontology annotation, biological process: mRNA export from nucleus. The record is from RefSeq and is a predicted model, not a curated record. Bases 45 to 1268 code for a protein of 407 amino acids. Gene Ontology annotation, cellular component: cytoplasm; nucleus; transcription export complex 2. NCBI's taxonomy places the organism in Eukaryota, Viridiplantae, Streptophyta, Magnoliopsida, Fabales, Fabaceae.